Molecule: messenger RNA, 5260 nt
Organism: Papilio machaon (common yellow swallowtail)
Lineage: Eukaryota; Metazoa; Arthropoda; Insecta; Lepidoptera; Papilionidae
Gene: Btr175
Product: cadherin-23-like
Exons: 34
Coding region: 39-5252 (1737 amino acids)
Biological process (GO): homophilic cell-cell adhesion
Cellular component (GO): plasma membrane
Molecular function (GO): calcium ion binding
Source: RefSeq, a predicted model, not a curated record
UGUAACUAUUUACCUAUGUCAUCUGUUAUUAUUAUUGGAUGCAUUAUUUGACAGAGCAAAGAGAUCGUGGAUCAUGCAAGAUGGGCGGGGACGUACGAGUAGCAGUGGCGUUGAUAACGCUAUUUAUGUAUCUUGAUGUCUCUCUGGUCUUCUGUCAAGAAAGAUGUUCGUAUAUGACGAGUAUACCACGCGAACCGAAACCAGACGAUCUGCCUGAACUCAAUUUUGAUGGAGUACCAUUCGGAGAGAGACCGUUCACGCCUGGCCCGGAACGUGAUGACGUGUGUAUGGACGAUUACUUCCCCAACACGGAUACCACUGGCACCCAGAUCAUCUAUAUGGAGGAGGAGAUCGAAGGAGAUGUGCCCAUUGCUGUUAUAAACUAUAAUGGUACCCAGGAGCCGUAUAUAGCGUCCUUCAUAUCUGGGUCUUUCAAUCUGCUCGGCCCUGCAAUACGAAAGGAAGAUGACAAAUGGUUACUGUACAUUACGCAAAGACAGGAUUACGAGACUCCGGGCAUGCAACGGUACAUGUUCAACGUGCGGGUGGACGGCGAGCCGCUGGUCGCUGGCUUGUCUCUGCAGAUCGUGAACAUUGAUGAUAACGAUCCUAUCAUUCAGGCUUUCGAUGCUUGUCGAGUGCCAGAGCUUGGUGAUCCAGGUUUAACAGAGUGUGUCUAUCAAGUAACAGACGCGGAUGGAGAGAUCAGCACCCGGUUUAUGACGUUCGAGAUCGACAGUGAUCGGGGAGACGAGAAGAUCUUUUACAUACAAGGAGAUAACAUACCGAACGAGUGGUACAGGAUGACGAUGACUAUUGGAUUGAACACAUCGCUCAACUUUGAAAUAAACGCCCUUCAUGUAUUUAGAGUCACUGCAUAUGAUUCGUUCCCCAACAGUCAUACCGUAACCCUGAUGGUUCAAGUAGUGAACGUGGAGCACCGGCCGCCGCGCUGGAUAGAGAUCUUCGCGGUGCAGCAGUUCGAUGAAAAGACCGAGCAGAAGUUUAACGUGCUCGCAAUAGAUGGCGAUACUGAUAUCAAUAGACCGAUAUACUACAAAUUAGAAACAAAUCCAGAAGAUACUUUCUUCAAUAUAACAACAAUAGAAGGAGGAAGAGAAGGCGCGGUCUUUCAUGUGUCUCCAAUAGACCGGGAUGAGCUGCAGAGAGAGGUCUUCCAGCUGUCUAUCAUUGCAUACAAAGAGAAUAAUGAGAGCCUUUACGUGGUAGCCAAUGUCGUCAUCAUCAUCAAUGAUAUCAACGAUCAAAGACCAGAGCCACUAUUCAAGGAAUACUCUAUAGACAUUAUGGAAGAGACGCCUAUGACAUUAAAUAUAGAACAUCUGGGCUUUCAUGACCGGGACUUGGGUCAAAACGCACAAUACAGCGUGCACCUCGAGAGCGUAUCUCCUCCUGAUGCGGCGAAAGCUUUCUAUAUAGCGCCAGAAGUGGGCUACCAGAAGCAAGAGUUCAUCAUGGGUACCCUCAGCCACUCCAUGCUGGACUAUGAAGUGCCCGAAUAUCAAAAUAUCACUCUCCGGGUGGUAGCGACCGAUCUUAACAGGACUGAUUUCGUGGGCGUUGCUACCGUGCACAUCAACCUGAUCAACUGGAACGACGAGGAGCCGAUCUUCGAGCAGGACGCGCAGACUGUCAGCUUCAAUGAGACGGAGGGUAGCGGCUUUUAUGUUGCCACUGUGCUCGCGAAGGAUAGGGAUAUUGAUGAUAGAGUUGUUCACUCGUUGAUGGGUAACGCAGGACAGUUUCUCAACAUCGACAACGCGACCGGCGCGAUCCACGUGGCUAUCAACGAUGCCUUCGAUUACCAUAGACAAAGCGAGUUGUUUGUGCAGGUGCGAGCGGACGAUACCCUGGGUGAGCCGUACCAUACGGCCACAUCUCAACUUGUCAUACGCCUUAUCGACAUCAACAAUACACCACCCAGUCUUCGAUUGCCUCGUGGAAGUCCUCGUGUAGAAGAGAACGUCCCUGAAGGCAUGGAGAUCACCCGCGAGAUACAAGCAACAGAUCCAGAUAGCACCGCCGAACUACGCUUUGAGAUCGACUGGACCACAUCAUAUGCGACAAAGCAGGGCCGAGAAACUGAUGCGAGAGAGUACCACAAUUGCGUAGCAAUCGAGACAUUAUAUCCGGACGAGAAUAAGCGUGGCGUGGCGCAGGGCCGCGUGGUUGUGCGCGAAAUAAGACCCAACGUGACCCUCGAUUUUGAGGAGUUCGAAGUGCUCUAUCUGACCGUCAGAGUGCGCGACAUUAACACCGAGAUAGGCGCUGAUUAUGACGAAUUGACAUUCACAGUGAUCAUAGUAGACAUGAACGACAAUCCGCCUGUGUGGUCUGAGAACAGUCUGAACCAAGAGUUACGAGUGCGCGAGAACUCAGGCACGGGAAUCGUAAUAGGAUCGGUUCUGGCCACAGAUAUUGAUGGACCACUCUACAAUCAAGUCAGAUACACCAUCGUACCUAGAAACAACACGCUGGAAGACCUCGUGAAAAUAGAUUUCUACACGGGGCAAUUGGCAGUCGACAAACCGGGUGCCAUAGACGCCGACAUCCCGCCUACCCACUACCUGUACUACACGAUUGUGGCUAGCGAUAGAUGCUACGAACCUAAACCUGAAGACUGUCCCCCAGAUCCCACUUAUUGGGAAACCGAGGGCAAUAUUACAAUCUACAUAAUUGACACCAACAACAAGACGCCUCGUGCAGAGACUGAUGAGUUCGACGUCGUAGUCUACGUGUACGAGAAUGCCACCUCCGGUGAUGACAUCGUGUACCUCGUGUCCAGCGAUGAUGACAGAGACGAAAUGUACAAUACGGUGCGGUAUCAGAUCAACUACGGUUUCAACGUGCGCCUGCGCAGCUUCUUCUCAGUGGACCUGGACAGCGGCCGAUUAUACGUCAACUACACCACGGAGGAGACGCUGGACCGUGAUGGAGACGAGUCCACGCACACCAUAUUCUUAAAUCUUAUUGACAAUUUCUACUCUGAGGGAGAUGGUAACAGGAAUCAGAACACGACGACAGUGGAAGUGAUACUGCUGGACGUUAACGAUAAUGCCCCGGAACUGCCUGAGCCACAUGAAUUAUCCUGGUCCGUGUCGGAGAAUCUCACAGAGGGAGUCCGCCUAGAACCGGACAUCUAUGCACCAGACCGCGACGAACCGGACACUGACAACUCGCGCGUUGGCUACGACAUCCUCAACCUGACGCUCACCAACCGCGACCUGACCCUGCCACGACUCUUCAACAUGAUACAGAUACAGAACGUCACAGGAGAGUUGGAGACUGCAAUGGACUUGAAAGGAUACUGGGGAACGUAUUCUAUACAUAUACUAGCAUUCGACUAUGGCCAUCCACAACAAAGCUCUGAGGAGCACUACGAGCUCGUAAUCAGACCAUACAACUUCCACGAGCCGGUGUUCUUAUUUCCGCAGCAUUCUUCCACAGUUAGACUCGCUAGGGAACGAGCCAUGGUAAACGGUAUGCUGGUGCUGGUGAACGGAGAAUUCCUGCAUCGCAUCACAGCGACCGACGAAGACGGUCUCCACGCCGGCAUUGUCACAUUCUCUGUCGUCGGUGACGCGGAUGCUGAGAACCACUUUCAUGUGGUGAACGACGGCGAGAACACGGGCACGUUGAUGUUAAAGCAGCUUUUCACCGAAGUCACCAAAGAAUUUCAAGUAACUAUACGAGCCACUGAUGGCGGCACAGAACCAGGCCCGCUGUUCACAGACUCAACGUUGAAUAUCAUAUACGUACCCACGCAGGGUGAGCCGGUAUUCUCCGUCAGUACAGUGCAUACUACUUUCUUCGAAAAAGAGGGAGGCUUGGAAGAAAGCCAGCAGCUUCCAUUAGCAGAAGAUCCGAAGAACUAUCGCUGUACCGAUGAUUGUCACCUCAUUUAUUACAGGAUUGUCGAUGGCAACCAAGGUGGGCACUUUCAGCUGAACGCACAAGACAACAUCUUACGUGUGGUGCGAGAGUUAGACCGCAACACUAGCGCCGAGCACACUCUGCUUGUGGCCGCCUCCAACUCGCCAACUGGAGGGUCUAUCCUUCCUGGUUCCACACUCACCGUAUUUGUUACAGUAAGAGAAGCAAAUCCUCGACCAAUCUUCGUGCGAUCACUUUAUACAGCGGGAAUUUCCACUUUAGAUACCAUCAACAGAGAACUACUCACUUUACAAGCGACACAUUCUGAGGGAGCCACAAUCACCUAUUCGGUAUUGAACGAGACAAUGCAAGUGGAUCCGAGUCUGGAAGCAGUGAGGGGCACAGCAUUCGUACUGAACCCGACGAGCGGCGUGCUCACACUGAACAUGCAACCGACAGCUUCCAUGCACGGCAUGUUCCAGUUCCAAGUCCUCGCCACAGACACUGAAGGAGCCACGGAUACAGCAAAUGUGAAGAUAUAUUUGAUCUCAUCAAUGAACAGAGUGUUCUUUAUCUUCGUCAACACGCUGGAGCAAAUUGAGAAAAAUAAAGACUUUAUAGCCCAGACUUUCAGCAUAGGGUUCAACAUGACGUGCAACGUGGACCAGGUGGUGCCGGCCACAGAUAACAGCGGCGUCGCGCUCGAUGACCUCACCGAGGUGCGCGCGCAUUUCAUACGAGACAACACACCUGUCACCACUGACGUCAUCGAGGAAUUGCGCAGUGAUACUGCACUCCUGCGCACCGUGCAGACAACACUGAACACGGAGCUGCUGGUGCUGCGCGAUCUGGUGACCGGAGACAGUCCUACGCUAACACCUGCCGCCGGCCGUAACGCUGUCUACGUGCUAGCCGCGCUCUGCGCUCUUCUAACGUUGAUAUGCCUUGUAUUGCUUAUAACAUUCUUCGUCAAGAGUCGCGCACUAAAACGUCGUCUAGAAGCACUGUCGAUGACAAAGUACGGAUCGCAAGAUUCAGGCCUCAACCGUGCGGGGCUGGCGGCACCCGGCACCAACAAGCACGCCACCGAGGGCUCAAACCCUAUCUGGAAUGAAGCCAUCAAAGCCCCCGACUUUGACGCUAUCAGUGGCGACUCCGACGAUUCAGACCUGAUUGGAAUUGAAAACCUGCCGCAGUUCAGAGACGACUACUUUCCGCCAGAGAAUAGCUCAAUACGAGAUAUCGAUGUUCUCAACGAUAAUAACAAAGUUAAGGAUACCGUUGCAAAUCAUAGCAACAAUUUCCAGUUCAAUACAACUCCCUUCAGUCCGGAGUUUGCCAAUGACUUCAAACGAUGAAAUCUUGA